AUGUGCAGAGAUUGGAACUUGACGGUUCCCCACAGCACGUCAUCAGUGAAUUUGAAGCUCUUCUUCAGUUUCACGUUGCAACUUAUAUGGAUAAUGACAUUGCAGGUCAGCCCGCAGGCGCUUCAAAAAACUGGCCGUCCGAUCAAAUCCAUUAGAGCUCGUCUUAAGGGUAAAGAGGGUAGAUUAAGAGGCAACUUGAUGGGAAAGAGAGUGGACUUUUCCGCACGUACGGUCAUUUCGGGUGAUCCCAAUCUCGAUUUGGACCAGGUUGGUGUUCCUAUAUCGAUUGCUCGUACCUUGACGUACCCUGAGAUUGUGACUCCUUAUAAUAUUCAUCGGUUGACGGAAUAUGUCAGAAAUGGUCCCAAUGAACACCCUGGUGCCAAGUACGUCAUAAGAGACACUGGUGAUAGAAUUGAUUUGCGUUACAACAAGCGUGCUGGUGACAUUGCCCUUCAAUAUGGAUGGAAAGUUGAGCGUCAUUUGAUGGACGAUGACCCUGUAUUGUUCAAUCGUCAACCAUCAUUGCAUAAAAUGUCUAUGAUGUGUCAUAGAGUGAAAGUGAUGCCAUACUCUACAUUCAGAUUGAACUUGUCUGUUACCUCACCAUAUAAUGCUGAUUUCGAUGGUGAUGAAAUGAAUUUACACGUACCUCAAUCUCCCGAAACUAGAGCUGAAUUAUCGGAAAUUUGUGCUGUGCCUUUGCAAAUUGUUUCUCCACAAUCCAACAAACCAGUUAUGGGUAUCGUGCAGGACACGUUGUGUGGUGUCCGUAAGAUGACACUUCGUGAUAUCUUCAUCGAAUAUGAUCAAGUUAUGAACAUGCUUUAUUGGAUUCCCGAUUGGGAUGGAGUUAUUCCUCC
Molecule: messenger RNA, 863 nt
Organism: Meyerozyma guilliermondii ATCC 6260
Lineage: Eukaryota; Fungi; Ascomycota; Pichiomycetes; Serinales; Debaryomycetaceae
Exons: 1
Biological process (GO): DNA-templated transcription
Cellular component (GO): RNA polymerase II, core complex
Molecular function (GO): DNA binding
Source: RefSeq, a predicted model, not a curated record